Messenger RNA from Linepithema humile (Argentine ant), 2225 nucleotides. Its product is annotated as glucose dehydrogenase [FAD, quinone]-like. Lineage: Eukaryota; Metazoa; Arthropoda; Insecta; Hymenoptera; Formicidae. Gene Ontology annotation, molecular function: oxidoreductase activity, acting on CH-OH group of donors; flavin adenine dinucleotide binding. The record is from RefSeq and is a predicted model, not a curated record.
UGCAUCAGCGUAAAUUCGUCAUUGCACAAAACCAAGAUAAAGGCUUCGAUGCACCAUAAAUAAGAGAGAUACAGAUAAUCCGCUAUUCACUGUUGUUGUCUUCGUCAUUCACAGAUAAGAAACAUGUUUCAGUAUGUAUUAAUUCGGCGAUAAAUCUACAAAAGCAAGAUAUUUAGAAAAAAUGGAUAUUUUCAUAAAAUUACUACUACUCGUGCUUAUUAGCACAUUGACAACGAUAUUUUUUUCUUAUAUUUAUUUUGCGUAUAUAUUGGAUGUAUAUUUUCACUUGUUCUUUGACAAUGUUCAAAACAUGCAACAAUAUGAUUAUAUUGUUGUUGGUGCUGGUAGUUCCGGUGCAAUUCUAGCAACACUUUUAGCAGAGGAUAACAAGUAUAAUGUAUUACUGUUAGAAGCAGGUGGUGAUCCACCACCUUUUUUUGACAUACCUCUUAUUGCACCGAUGAUUCAAAAAACCCCUUAUGAUUGGCAGUACAUUACCAUUCCUCAAGAGCAUGCAUGUAAGGCUUUAAUUAAUAAUCAAAGCAGAUGGCCUAGAGGUAAAAUUCUUGGAGGAACAAGUCGUCUAAAUUACAUGGCUUAUGUAUUGGGACAUUGGAUGGAUUAUGAAAAAUGGUUUCCAGACUUUACUGAGGCAGUUGCGAAAAAUGAUGAUUCAGUAAGCAUCAGUGAAUUAAGAUGGAAUUCUAUGUUUGCUGAUAUAAUUUUAGAGGCAUUGAGAGAGUUGAAACAUGAUGUAGGAAACAUAAAUUUACAAUUGAGCACAGGUUUCAUGAAAGCUCAAUUGACAAUGAAAAAUGGCAAAAGGUGGAGUUCAGACAAAGUACUAUAUCAGAAACGUAACCACGCUCUGACCAUACUUACUCAUGCAUAUGUCACCAAAAUAUUAGUGAAUUUGGAUAAAGCUGAGGGAGUUGAAUUUAUCAGAUUUAGUGAGAAAUAUAUUGCAGUAGCAAAUAAAGGAAUUAUUCUAACUGCUGGUGCUAUUGAGAGCCCUAAAUUGUUAAUGUUAUCUGGAAUUGGACCAAAAAAGCAUUUAGAGGAUUUGGGUAUUAACGUGAUCAAUGAUUUGCCGGUUGGUCAGUCUUUGAUGGAUCAUAUACUAACCGGUCUCGAUUUGAUUAUGCUUAAUGCAAGUCUUGGAUUGAAUCUCUUCGAUAUAUUUAAUCCUAUGUCAGCCUUCGAAUAUUUCCUUUUUGGAAAAGGACCAUGGACGUCAGCAGGUAUUGAAGUAUUGGGGACAUUUCACAGCACUUUACAUAGAAAUAAAUCUACAAUACCAGAUUUGCAAUUAAUGAUAUUACCUCUGGGGGCAUCUAAAGACUAUGGCUUCAUUUUUAAAAAAGCGUUGGGAAUUUCUGAUGAGGUUUACAGCAAAUAUUUUGCUUCUCUUUCGUAUGAAAAUACAGUAACAAUUGCACCUGUUUUAUUACAUCCUAAAAGUAGCGGUGAAUUACGAUUGCGAAGCAGCAAUCCCUUUGACAAACCGCUAAUUGAUCCCAAGUAUUUAUCAAAUGAAGACGAUAUCAAUACUCUCAUAGCAGGUUUAGAUUUUGUGAAGAAACUUUUAAAAACGAAUGUUUUGAGAGCUCAUGGUGCGUCUCUCAAUCGAAAAUCUUUCCCUGGUUGCGAAAACCAUGUAUUUGAUACUAAAGAAUAUUGGAAAUGUUAUGUACAACAUUUAACAUUGACGUCUUACCAUCCAGCUGGUACAUGUCGCAUGGGUGACGUUGUUGAUGCAUCAUUUAAAGUUUACAAUAUGAAAAAUUUAUAUGUCGUGGAUGCAUCGAUUCUUCCAUCGCUACCAAGCGGAAAUAUCAAUGCAGCUGUGAUUACAUUGGCACAAAAAGCUGCUCGUAUCUUUAAAGACGAGCAGACGAAAGAAAAAGACAGCCUAAGAAAACAGUACAAGUCAUACUAUAUUUGUUAUGUAUUUAAUAUUUGUUAGCAUAUGUAAAUACAAAAAUAAAACUUACAAUUAAAUUCUCAUUCUCUUAUUGAUAUUGAUGUAACGAUGCACGUACAAAUUAUUGAUUGUUAUUGAUAUAAAGAUACAUUUAUUGAUGUAAUAAUAACCAGAAAUAAAUUCUGUCUGUGUGAUUGAACAUCAAUGUUAGUAGAAUAUGUGUGUUUUUGUAUGCAAUUAAUAGGUAUGUUUUUCAGGCAAUAUAUAAUUUUUGCUUAAUAAAUCAUUUUAUAUUAAUUUA